This is a messenger RNA of Emericellopsis atlantica, 2118 nucleotides long. RefSeq lists its product as uncharacterized. Gene Ontology annotation, molecular function: lyase activity; monooxygenase activity; FAD binding. The record is from RefSeq and is a predicted model, not a curated record. The transcript has 8 exons. The annotation marks the transcript as partial. NCBI's taxonomy places the organism in Eukaryota, Fungi, Ascomycota, Sordariomycetes, Hypocreales, Bionectriaceae.
GCGCACUGCCAAUAUGUACAUAGGAAGACGGCGCUGACAGAAACAGGUAUCGGCGGUCUGACGGCUGCUUUGGGCUUGCGCCAACAAGGACAUACAGUCACUCUUUUCGAAAGAACGGGUCUUGCGACAGAGACCGGCGCGGCUAUACACAUUGCGCCCAACUGCCAUGGCAUCCUUCGAAGAUUCGGGGUAUUCCCAGAGGCCUUUGGCGCGAACCCUGUCCUAGGUAUCACCGAGUACGGACCUGAUGAGCACUUGAAAUUUGAUCUGGACAUGAGAAAGCCAAACUCGAUCUGGCAGCACCCCUGGGUACUGGCUCAUCGAGUUGGUCUGCAUGAAGAGCUCAAGAAGCAGGCAACUAGUACAGCGGCCAGCGGCACGCCUGCUGUUCUCCACAAAUCAAGUCGAGUAGUGGACGUCGAUUGUGCGAAUGCCACUGUCACGCUCGAAGACGGCACUCGGAUGCAAGGAGAUCUAGUGAUUGGUGCCGACGGAGUCAGCUCUGUAACCCGAAAGUUGGUCGCUGGAGAUGAAAUCAAACCCUUCGGCUCGGGCAAGAGUGCUUUCAGGUUCAUGAUUCCGAGAGACCAGAUCUUGGAGAGCCAGAACCUCAAGAACGUCGUAAAGCGAGACGGCUACAUGACUAUGUGGAUCGGAAACGAUCGGCGGAUCAUCAUGUACCCGUGUUCAGACAACACUCUGAUGAACUUUGUUGCGAUCCACCCUAGCAGUCUUUCGGCCGCGAAGGAAGAGGGCUGGAACCGAACUGGCAGCAAGACAAAUCUCAUUGAAAUCUUUGAGAGCUUCGGUCCUACUGUCAAAGCUCUUCUGGGUAUGGUGGAUGAAGCCUCGCUCAAGGUUUGGACUUUGUUGGACAUGGAAAGGAUCCCCAGAUGGUUCAACGAACGUCUGGUUCUCCUUGGCGACGCCGCACACCCCUUUUUGCCACGUGGCAUUGCUAUCGAAGAUGCAGCCGCACUCUGUGCACUGCUCCCAGUCGACACGCCCCGACAUGAGAUCCCUGACAGGUUGGCACUAUACGCGCAACUGAGAGACGAAAGAGCCCACAAGAUUCAGCACUUUACUCGACUUGCCGGUGCCGAUCUUGACGAUGCUCUUCGUAGCAAGUUUAACAUCAUGGAGUUCACCAACUAUAACUUUGGGCACGACGAAUGGCACAACGCAACCCAAGCACUGAAGAAACACCUUUGGUCACGCAAUGGCGCGAUUCGUUGGCGUUCACCCACCGCGUGGGGACCUUGUCCAAGUCCCCGUCAGGACCACUAUGGUCGGCAAAUAUCCGCCCAAGGCUCGAGAUUCACGACAUACACUGUCAAGUUCAAGACAUCGGCUACACUCUUGAGAACCCUGUUUCCCACGGAAGCCUUCAGUUUCGUCAGCCCGGGCACGGUGGCCGAGGCAAGCUUCAAGUGUACCCAACUCGCCGGGAUGAAGUGGCUGGGAGGCGGCGGAUACCAUUUCUUUGGUAUAUGGAUCCAUGGCGUCCAGUACCAGAAGAAGGAUGGCACACACGAGCUCGGCACGUUUCUACCAGUCCUGUUGGAGAACUCGCCGGACGCCAUCAUCACCGGCAGGGCUGAGCUGGGCAUGCCAAAGUUGUUCUGUGACAUUGCUGUCACCGAGGACUUGGACUCGCGCCGGAUCGUCUGCAGUUGGAGGGGAAGUAAGUUUGUCGAUAUCAAGAUGACAGGUCUCCAAGGUUUGCCAGCUGCUGAGGGACGAACCAAUGGCCAUCACGCGGCGCCUGGUGAGGAUACCAACAGCUCCAACGGCCCUAUCAAGGAGGCAAAUGCAUCUGGAGGCAACAACAUUCUCACCUACAGAUCAGUUCCGUCGGUUGGCGUUCCUGGCGCUUGCGAUGCUGAGUACGCUGUGGUCAUUGAUGCAGAGGAAUCUAGGGUACCGACAUCCAUCGAGAAGACGCUCAAGGGAACCAAGGCCUCCAUGUCAUUCUCCGAGAAUGACUGGGAGACUUUGCCUACACUGCAUCAUAUCGCGAGCGGAUUUGCAGAGAUUCCGGUUUAUGACAUUGUCGAUGUCCGGGUCGAGGAAGGACAGGGUAUCGAUGACUUGGCCCAAGCACGCAGGAUCGAAUAG